Baudoinia panamericana UAMH 10762 is the source of this 768-nucleotide messenger RNA. RefSeq lists its product as uncharacterized. NCBI's taxonomy places the organism in Eukaryota, Fungi, Ascomycota, Dothideomycetes, Mycosphaerellales, Teratosphaeriaceae. Gene Ontology annotation, molecular function: RNA binding. Gene Ontology annotation, cellular component: cytosol. The coding region runs from base 1 to 768 and encodes 255 amino acids. The transcript is spliced from 2 exons. The record is from RefSeq and is a predicted model, not a curated record.
AUGUCGAGUUCGACGAGAGGUCGAGCAGGCAAGUACUCGAAGGCGAAACGAGGAGGCGGCCGCAACUUCUCCAAGAACCUCCGACCACUAGAUGCCGACGGCGUGGAGCGCAGCAUGUGGGCCGAGCCCGCGAAAGCAGGCGAAGAAGACGACGACGACGACGACGACGAUGACGAUGACGACUCCGACGAGGAUGAUGAUGACGCCCGACCCGCACAACCCCAACAAGAAAUGACUCGUGAGCAACGGCGAGCCGCCGCAAAGGCCAAGAAAGAGGCGGCCAUCAAGCGAAAACAGAGUGGUCCGGCCGCCCCUGGCGACCUACCUUCGUCAGACGACGACGAUGACGACGACGACGACGACGAAGACAUGCCCGCCAACCCCAACCACAGCGCCGCAGCCGCCAAACAAGCCGCCGUAGCCGCCGUUAAACCUACCGAGGCCCCCGCACCACGCAAGAUAAAGAAGGACGCGGAUGUAUCUCAACUUUCGCGCCGAGAACGCGAGGCUCUCCAAGCGCAGCAAGCGAAAGAGCGCUACCAGAAGUUGCAUGCGGAGGGCAAGACGGAGGAGGCACGCGCGGAUAUGGAGAGGUUGAAGUUGGUGCGGCAGCAGCGGGAGGAGGCCGCGGCGAUGAAGGCGGCGGAGAAGCAGGAAAAGGAGUUGUUGGAUAAGGAGAAGAAGGAGCAGAUGGAUCGGUUGGAAAGGGCGGAGAAGCUGAAGGCGGCGAGGGGGGCGAGAGGGGCGAAGAAGGGGGGGAAGGCCUGA